CCCCCUGCCUGUCGCCCAGCGCCACCUCGGCCGCCCGGCUUAUGAAACGAGGAGACGGCGCAGGCGAGCGGAGCCGUCAGUCUCACGGCAGCAUUUCAGGCAACAACAGUGUUGUCGCCCAUGGGGAUUGACGAGUUCUGCAGCCUGGACGGUUCCGAUCCCUUCUGGGAUUGGAACCGGACCUGGUACACUCCCAACCCGGACCUGACCCAGUGCUUCCAGAACACGGUGCUGGUGUGGGUCCCCUGUGUCUACCUCUGGGUCUGCGCGCCCUUCUACUGCCUCUACCUGCACUGCAACGACCGCGGGUACAUUCGCAUGUCACACCUCAACAAAGCCAAGACGGUCACGGGGUUCUUGCUGUGGAUUGUCUGCUGGGCAGAUGUUUUCUAUUCUUUCUGGGAAAGAAGCCAGGGUCAGGCGAAGGCGCCUGUUUAUUUUGUCAGCCCCACUCUGCUUGGCAUUACAAUGCUGCUGGCCACGUUUCUGGUGCAGUACGAGCGGAUGAAGGGGGUCCAGUCCUCAGGGGUGCUGCUGAAUUUCUGGGUGAUCGCGGUCAUCUGCGGCACCAUCAGCUUCCGGUCCAAGAUCCUGCAGGCGUUCAGCGAGACGUCUGGCGUGGACCUGUUCCGAUACUUCACCUUCUUCACCUACUUCGCCCUGCUGCUCAUCCAGCUGUUCCUGUCCUGUCUGUCGGACCAGCCCCCCCUCUUCUCCCAGGCAGUCAAAGACUCGAAUCCCUGUCCGGAGCUGGGUGCUUCCUUUCUCUCCAGGAUCACUUUCUGGUGGAUCACUGGGCUCAUGGUUCAGGGCUACAGGCGGCCCCUGGAGGAGCGAGACCUGUGGUCCCUCAAUGAGGAGGACAAGUCCCAGAAGGUGGUGCCACAGCUGGUGCACCGCUGGAACAGCCAGCGUGCCAAGGUCAAAAGGCCCGCGGCCAAGACGAUGUACUCCCCGAAGCGCUCUGCGCGGGCUGCUGCUGAGGAGAAGAAGGACGGGGCGCCGGCGGAGGAGUCGGAGGUCCUGAUCGUCCAGGAGCCCCGCAAAGCCCAGGAGCCGUCUCUCGCCAUGGCCCUGUGCCUGGCCUUCGGGCCCCACUUCCUGGUCUCCUUCGUCUACAAGAUCAUCCACGACGUCCUCAUGUUCGUCGGCCCCGAGAUCCUCAAGCUGCUGAUCCUCUUUGUGAACGACCCCAGCGCCCCCUCCUGGCAGGGCUACUCCUACACAGCCCUGCUGUUCGUUUGCGCCUGCUUGCAGACUCUCAUCCUGCAGCAGUACUUCCACGUGUGCUUUGUGACGGGCAUGAGGCUGCGCACCGCCAUCGUGGGCGCCGUGUACAGGAAGGCCCUGGUGAUCACCAACGCGGCGAGGUGCACCUCCAUGGUGGGCGAGAUCGUCAAUCUGAUGUCCGUGGACGCCCAGCGCUUCAUGGACCUGGUCACCUACAUCAACAUGAUCUGGUCCGCCCCCCUGCAGGUCAUCCUGGCUCUGUACUUCCUCUGGCAGAACCUGGGCCCCUCUGUGCUGGCUGGAGUAGCAGUGAUGGUCUUCAUGGUGCCGGUGAAUGCCGUCAUUGCAAUGAAGAGCAAAACCUACCAGGUGGCCCAGAUGAAGAGCAAGGACAGCCGGAUCAAGCUGAUGAACGAGGUCCUGAAUGGGAUCAAAGUGCUGAAGCUGUACGCCUGGGAGCUGGCCUUCCAGGGCAAGGUGCUGGGGAUCCGGGAGACCGAGCUCCGCGUGCUGAAGAAGAGCGCCUACCUGGCCGCCGUGUCCACCUUCACCUGGGUCUGCACCCCCUUCCUGGUGGCGCUGUCGACCUUCGCGGUGUACGUGCUGGUGGACGAGAGGAACGUGCUGGAUGCGCAGAAGGCCUUUGUGUCGCUGGCGCUCUUCAAUAUCCUGCGCUUCCCCCUCAACAUGCUGCCCAUGCUCAUCAGCAGCAUGGUCCAGGCCAGCGUGUCCCUCAAGCGCCUGCGAGUCUUCCUGUCCCACGAGGAGCUGGAUGAGGACGGUGUGAACCGCAAAAUCACCGCUGGCUCCUCUGAUAGCAUCUCCAUUGUUGAUGGCGUGUUCAGCUGGUCCAAAAAAGAUACGCCCACUCUAAAGAGGAUCAGCGUGCGGAUCCCCGAGGGGGCGCUGGUGGCCGUCGUGGGCCAUGUGGGCUCAGGGAAGUCCUCGCUGCUGUCAGCCCUGCUGGGCGAGAUGGAGAAACAGGAGGGCCAGGUUUCUGUCAAGGGCUCAGUGGCCUACGUGCCCCAGCAGGCCUGGAUCCAGAAUGCCACUCUGCGGGAGAACGUUAUAUUUGGGCGCGAGAAGAAGGAGGCCUGGUACCAGCGCGUAGUGGAAGCCUGUGCCCUCUUGCCCGACCUGGAGAUCCUGCCUGCAGGGGACGCCACUGAGAUCGGAGAGAAGGGCGUGAACCUGUCUGGCGGCCAGAAGCUGCGCGUCAGCCUGGCGAGGGCGGUGUACUGCGACUGUGCCGUCUACCUGCUGGACGACCCCCUGUCCGCCGUGGACGCUCACGUGGGCAAGCACAUCUUCGAGAAGGUCAUCGGGCCGCGGGGCGUGCUGCGGGGCCGGACGAGGGUGCUGGUGACCCACGGGCUGAGCUUCCUGCCUCAGGCAGACCUGAUCCUCGUUAUGGUGGAUGGGGAGAUCACCGAGGUGGGCUCCUACUCGGAGCUGAUGGACCGGCAGGGAGCCUUCUCCGAAUUCCUCCGCACGUACGCCAACGCAGAUCAGGGCGAGGAGGAGGACCAGCCAGAAGACGGGGAUGAAAAUGAGGGCAAAGAUAAACCAGAAGAUCGGAGCAGCUCCCCGGGGAGAGAACAGAAAGGCCUGGAGAAUGGAGGGCCUGCAGCACUGAGGCAGAACAGCCUGACCUCCAGCGUGGGGUCAGACUCUGCCAAAGCGCUCCUGAAGAGCGGCUCCGCUGAGACCCCAAGCAAGCCGGGGGCCGGCAAGGAGGCGGGCAGACUCACUGAGGCAGACAAAGCCAAGACGGGCAAGGUGAAGCUGUCGGUGUACUGGGAGUACAUGAAGGCCAUCGGGAUCUUCCUCUCCUUCUUCAGCAUCUUCCUCUUCCUCAGCCACCACUCCGCCUCCCUCGCCUCCAACUACUGGUUGAGCCUGUGGACUGACGACCACAUUAUUAACGGCACUCAGCAGUACACCGAGGUCAGGCUGAGCGUGUAUGGGGUGCUGGGGCUGUGCCAAGGCAUCGCGGUGUUCGGCUACUCGGUAUCGGUGUCGAUCGGGGGGAUCUUAGCCUCGCGGUACCUCCACCAGACCAUGCUGCACAACGUUCUGCGCUCGCCCAUGUCCUUCUUCGAGCGCACGCCGAGCGGCAACCUGGUCAACCGCUUUGCCAAGGAGACGGACACCAUCGACUCGGUCAUUCCCGGCAUCAUCAAGAUGUUCAUGGGCUCGCUGUUCAACGUGCUGGGGGCGUGCAUCGUCAUCCUCAUCGCCACGCCCAUGAUCGCUGUCAUCAUCCCCCCCCUCGGCCUGCUGUACUUCUUUGUGCAGCGCUUCUAUGUGGCCACGUCUCGGCAGCUGAAGCGCCUGGAGUCAGUGAGCCGCUCGCCAGUGUACUCGCACUUCAACGAGACCCUGCUGGGGACCAGCGUGAUUAGGGCCUUCCAGGACCAGGAGCGCUUCAUCAAGGAGAGCGACUCUCGGGUCGACUACAACCAGAAGGCUUACUACCCCAGCAUCGUGGCCAACAGGUGGUUGGCAGUGCGGCUGGAGUACGUGGGGAACUGCAUCGUUCUGUUCGCGUCGCUGUUUGCCGUGAUGGCCAGAGACCGCCUGAGCCCGGGCAGCAUGGGCCUCUCCAUAUCCUACGCCCUGCAGAUCACCGCUUCUCUGAACUGGCUGGUGCGCAUGUCCUCGGAGAUGGAGACCAACAUUGUGGCCGUGGAGAGAGUGAAGGAGUACGGAGACACGGAGAAAGAGGCGCCAUGGCAGCUGGAGAAGUCGGCUCCACCCAGGGGCUGGCCCACGGCCGGCCGCAUCGAGAUCCGCGACUUCGGCCUGCGUUACCGGGAGGACCUGGAGCUGGCUCUGCGGGACAUCGCGGUCACCAUCGAGGGGGGCGAGAAGGUGGGGAUCGUGGGGCGCACGGGGGCGGGCAAGUCCUCCCUGACGCUGGGGCUCUUCCGCAUCAUUGAGCCGGCGCAGGGGCAGAUCUGCAUCGACGGAGUGGACGUCUCCACACUGGGGCUGCACGACCUGCGCUCCCGCAUCACCAUCAUCCCGCAGGACCCUGUGCUGUUCUCCGGCUCCCUGCGGAUGAACCUGGACCCCUUUGACAGCUACUCGGACGAGGAGGUGUGGAACGCUCUGGAGCUCGCCCACCUCAAGACCUUCGUGUCGGGGCUGCCGGACAAGCUGAACCACGAGUGUUCGGAGGGGGGAGAGAAUCUCAGCCUGGGGCAGCGCCAGCUGGUGUGCCUGGCCCGGGCUCUCCUCCGGAAGACCAAGGUCCUGGUGCUGGACGAGGCCACGGCCGCGGUGGACCUGGAGACGGACAACCUGAUCCAGUCCACCAUCCGCAGCCAGUUUGAGGAGUGCACGGUGCUGACCAUCGCCCACCGGCUCAACACCAUCAUGGAUUACACCCGGGUGCUUGUUCUCGAUAAAGGUCAGAUCGUGGAGUUUGACUCUCCUUCCAACCUUCUCGCCAAGAAAGGAAUCUUCUACAAGAUGGCCAAAGACUCCGGCCUGCUGUGAAUUUGGCUCUGAACUCAGGGAUGCGGCCACGAGGACACCUGCCCAAACCAAACAUCAUCUUUCUUGCUCUCCCAUGGCCAGUAGCUUCCAAAGUUGAAGGGGAAGUAGUGCCUCCUGUUUCCCCAGAUCCCUGCAAGGGACUUGGGGACCCACCUGUGUUGCUGUGCACAUGGUCACCACCCCCGACCCUUCUCUGUCAUCUGCAGGCAAGACCAUUUUCACACAUGGCUCUUCUGCAGUGCUGGAAGGUUGGGGUUCACCAGCUAGAGCUCCCACUUCUAGUCUUCAAGAUACACUGUUGCUCAGGGUCUAUAUUUCCGUCUGUCCAGAUACUGAAUGUGUGUUUCACCUCUGUGCUGCUUUCCUGAGUUAAACAAGGAGAGUGCUGUCUCCUUUCAGGGUUGGUUGUUGUUGAAAACCCAUUAAGAUUUUCCAUACAUAUCGGGCCCAUUUAAUAAUGUCUCAGAUCCCUACUUCUUCAUGUUGCAGGCUGACGAGGGAGAGAGUGUGCUGUGGUUCCAUUUGCCAUGACAUGACGUUAGUGUUCUGCUAACGCCAUCGCAACUAAACUGCAUUUUUAAGACCACUUUCUAACUCGCUGAAAACUGCAAACUAAAAUCCACAAAGACUUGUUCUACAUCUUCAUGGGCCAUGGUUGCAAACGGCCAAGCUGCGGAGAUUUGCACUCUAAAGCCUAUGUAUUGAUCUGUGCUGCCGUGGAAACAUGCUUGUUCGGCACUGUGGACAUGUCUCAGCCCUGGGUCAGGCCUGACCCUGAAUGGGUAUCAUAGUUUAGUGAUCAGUAACAUGGAACAGGAGUAAUUGACCUUUGUCCCUUCCUCUUUUGGCCACACCUGCUUGACUCCUGACAUGUUUCCAGCUGUGGAAUUUCACUCUGAUCCGGCCCAGAGGUUUCCACAUUAAAUCUUGAAUGUUCAGGUUUGCUGCUGGAGGCUCUGUAAAGUUGAAGCCUGGUCUCAGACAUGUUAACCACUUAUCUUAUUUUGCCAUAACAUGUUGAGAUUUGCACUGCAGGAUGAACAGUUACCUGCAUUAUGUGCGUUUUCCUCUUAACUGACAGAAGCUGCAAUUAUUUUAUUUUUGUGAGGUCAAUAGUUUCACCGUUUCAUUUUGUAAAUAUGCUUUGUCAAGGAGUAGGGCUCCUUGCUGUGGGUGUUUGAAACUGGGGAAGCCCAGCACACUGUUUGGACAAAAUCCAAAGGCUGGCAAGAGUCUCCUUCAUUUCUGAGCUGGUGCUGGCUCCUUGACCAGUGCCUGUUUCAAAUGGGCUGUCUCCCGACCUGUUGUUGUUUUUGCUAUAUUCUCCAAGAGCAGUGUAGUGAAACUGAGGGAACUGUCCACCCGCACACAGCGUGAUGUUUUUCAGUCGAGCUGUAAGAUUGCUGAGGCUGUUGGAAUCGUUAGCUGGAUAUUCCCCUCCUCAGGCCUAGGGAAGUUCCUACCCCACACAGUGGAGAACCCACUGUACCUUAUUGCUGUACUCCGUUACAAGAAUUACUCCUGAAAUGAUCUCCAUGUGUCUUCCCAUGACAGAAAGCACAGGGUUGUUUCUAGAAAGGUUGGGAGCCAUUUUUGCUCUAGAAGCAGUUAGGAUGCUUCUGUAGCACCCCCAUCAAGUUACAUUGAAGAUGGAAGAAAUAUACUGCAGAGACUUUUAUGUGUGUUUGUAUGUUACUGGGGGAGAGUGGGAGGGCAGGAUCUCCUGAAGGACAAUGGUAUAUGUCUGUGCAGGCCAGGAUGAAGGGAACCCACACAGAUCAGACUCAGUGCACAAAGGCAGUGGACACUGUCACACUAGUUUUCACUUCAUCACAGUCAUUUGAAAUUCAGGCCUGGAUGCCUGCGUUUGGAACGGGCUGUAGUUUCUACUGGCAUGUGAUCCUGCCCGUAAUUCUCAUUGUUCUAGUACUGUAACUGUGUAUCCUAGGUACACAGAUGUUACACUUGACUUGUACCAGACCUUUUCUUGAUUGUACGUCCUCUGGUACAUAGUGGCAUUCAUUUUCAAAAUAUAGCUUUUUCUUGGGUUUUUUUUUGGUGUAAUUUACAAAAGCUGCUUUUUUUCCACUUUCUGACAAGAUUUAAAGAGUUAAACUCUUAUAUGUAUUUAUAUUAUUGUAAAUAUUCAAAGAUAUCAUUAUUGCUGAUCUGUACUUUUUAGUCAGGAUUUUGAGUGAGCAGUAUAUUUUGUUACAAGAGAUCUGUGAUGCGUUGAAAGAGGAGAAAUAAAGCUCUCAGAUUUUUGUUAA
Messenger RNA from Lepisosteus oculatus (spotted gar), 7004 nucleotides. It is a transcript of the gene abcc1, whose product is annotated as ATP binding cassette subfamily C member 1 (ABCC1 blood group). The record is from RefSeq and is a predicted model, not a curated record. Gene Ontology annotation, cellular component: basolateral plasma membrane. Gene Ontology annotation, molecular function: ATP hydrolysis activity; ATP binding; ABC-type xenobiotic transporter activity. Gene Ontology annotation, biological process: glutathione transmembrane transport; xenobiotic transport. Lineage: Eukaryota; Metazoa; Chordata; Actinopteri; Semionotiformes; Lepisosteidae.